AUGGCACCGUACCCCUACCGACCCCUUAACCUCCCAAACGAAACCCGUAUCCUCACAAUCCACCCUGGCAAGUUUGCUGAUGAUAUUCGAUGUAGUAUCUCACACCUCUCUAUUGCGUCUCCGGAAGAACCCUAUGAAGCUCUUAGCUACUGCUGGAGCAAAGGUGUAGACCGCAACCCGGGCGUUGACCCUGAAGAAGAAAUCCCUUGGGCCGUCCACGGCAGGGAUGGAAACGGCAACACAGUUUCCGAGUCUGGCAAGUCCAAAUGGAAGGACCUCGUCGAUCAUCCUUACCAGGGUGAAACCUAUAUCCGUAUGGGCGGCAAGAUGCCCGAUGCGCCUCUUGUUUGCGACGGUGUCGAGGUGACCGUGGGCGGUGAACUGUUCCGUGCGCUGCGUCGUAUUAGGAAAGAAGACGAGGCUCUGAGAAUUUGGGUCGAUGCGCUCUGCAUCAACCAGAAAGAUAUAGCGGAGCGUAAUGAGCAUGUCAAGAUUAUGGGGCAGGUGUAUGCAGGCGCAUCGCACACCCGGGUUUGGUUGGGCGAAUCUACGCAAAUGGAUUUCCAAGCUGUCCGCACAAUGUUUGCCAUUUCUGAAGUAUUCGACGAUUUGUUCGUCAAAAGGAAGGUUGUGGACCACAACUCGACCAUGCAAGAGGUCCAGUGGCAUUUUUACAAUACUGCGGACACGCAGCGCUUGGAUUGGGGUCUACUGGCAGAUAUGCUUGACCGGGCAUGGGUGAGUCAUUCUCAGACCAUUGAGAGAUAG
Colletotrichum spaethianum is the source of this 768-nucleotide messenger RNA. RefSeq names its product heterokaryon incompatibility protein 6, OR allele. The coding region runs from base 1 to 768 and encodes 255 amino acids. The transcript has a single exon. Lineage: Eukaryota; Fungi; Ascomycota; Sordariomycetes; Glomerellales; Glomerellaceae. The record is from RefSeq and is a predicted model, not a curated record.